ACUUUUAAGCUCCAUCAACGACUCGGCAAGGGAGCUCAGGGCUCUGUAUUUUUAGCCGAAAACAAGCUGGACAAGAAAAUGUAUGUCCUGAAAAAGGUGAGCUCACUGAACUUUUUAAUUGAUGACUUUUUUAUGUAAAAGCUUGUUGAGAAAUGAAGCAAAUGACAGUACUUAUCAUCUAUUAGUUUAACAGUGUGUGUGUGUGUUUGUGUGUGUGUGGAGAAGAAACUUCGAACCGUGCUCAACGGCCACUGUUCAGAGCAGCUGUCUAUUCAGUUAGAGAACCAUUCGUCGAAUGUCAAGAGGCUGCAUUCCACGGUCGUUUGUUUUGGUGUUGAGUUAAUAUUCUUAGCAACCAGAUUUGUAAGUUGUAACGUUUUCGAAAAAAUUUCGCUUACUGUCAUUUUUAUUCAACUCUAUGACAAAACCCUUUGAUGCCGGCGUUUACUUCAGAAAAUAAUUUAGGCAAACACAAAUUCGUGAUCGAUGAUCAUCAAUUGAAGCGACUUCGAACAGCAAGCUGAUGUAAAUAUAAAUUGCAUGAUCAAAGGCAAAGCUGAUAAAACAAGUAACAGAUGUUUUCCCUGAUGCUUGCAAAACAUUUCAGUCCUUGGACAAAAUAUCAUUCAGGCUUUAUUUAGUUUAAGUAGCUUUACACUUGUGUUAUUAGGUUUUAUCGAUUAUCAUUGGCUUUGAGAUUUACAUUCUUUUAGUUAUCAUAUUAACAGAACCUGUAAUGCAAAACGAUCACAGUAAAUAAUUAAGGCAGCCGCUCGAAAAGCUGAAAUUUGUGAUCCAAAGUUCCUAAGAAGAUCAUCAGAUAGAAAACAAAACAUUUAUGGUCGCGAUCGCAAUGUAUUAAAAAAACUGAGAAUUUAAAAUGCAAGAAGCUUCGACCCAUUUUGCCUUUAAUAUGCUUACUACAUAUUAUAUGUAUGUACUUUAAGUGAAUUCUCUGGUCAGGCCUUUUAGUUUAAAAUAUGAACUCAACAAUUUCUAAAUUAUUUUUUGUUUAAAGUCACUUAGCCUUACCCUCAAAAGUUAUAUGAAUCUGCCGGCCCUAAAGUUAACUGAUAUGUGGAUUACAAGUUAAUUGUUUGAUUGAAAUUUUAUAUUAAAAUUAACCGGUCGAACUUCCCUUUUAGCCCUGGCUAAAUUUAUAUAUCAUUGUGUGACUUUCGCAUCGCAAAUUGGUCCCCUUGAUGAUCUUGAGUUAUCAAAUUUUCCCCAUAUUUCUUCCUGAGGCAGGCCUGAGACUACACUGAAAAAAAUGAAAACAAAACAAAAAAAAUACUCAUUACUGUAUCAAGAUUGACCACCAAAAUUUAUUCUUGUAAAACCACAUUAGCUGCAUGUUAAAAUAUAAUUUCUGCAAAACUGUAUUACUCACUUCAAACCUUACUCUCCUCCCUCUCUGUAUCUUUUUACUCUAAAUUUUCCCUUUUUGCACCCUCUUGCCUUCUCGCCAACUUCUCUAUGUGUACUUGCCAUAAAAGUUGAAAGCCUAGUAACGUUGAUGAGACAAAGUUUAACCCUUUAGGCCCCAAGAGGGACCAACAUCAAUUUUCUCCUAACAACAUCAGUAGAUCAUCAAGAGUGAAAGUUAUGAGAAUUACUAAAUUGAUUACCAAAGGUAGAAUGCUUUGAUCUUAAACCAAAUUCUCUCAACCAUUCUUAAAAGAAAUGUAUGUGGAUCGUGGGGCUUUUAAGGGUUAAGCACCAAUGCUUCCUCUUUUUGCCCCCAGAGCCUCCCGAAAGAGCUUUGCUUGCGGGCUUCUCUCAAUAACUUGGGUUUUUAUUGUUGGACUAUUUUUGUUUUGACAAAAGUCUUAGUCAGGCUUAGUUCAUCAGCUGAUGAAUUUCCUUUACUGUGGCAAAUUAAUUUUAGUUCUGAGUGAGGGUCCCUGUUCCUAGCAAAUAGCCCAUUCUCUGGCCAUCGGUUUGUUGUGAUCUCAGUCAGCCAGACCCCUUAUUCUAAUCCAGAUUCCAGUGUGUGUGGGUUAUUAUCGAGCGAGGGUUGUGAGAUGUAUAGAAAUUACCAAUAACUGUCCUAAACUAUCCACUGAUGCUAGAAACACCUGGCCUUGAUUGUUUUGGUCAGUGUUAUUUUUGGUCAACACAAUAUUAAAGUGGCCUGUCUCUGAGUAGAAUUAAGGUUCAAUCUUAUCGAGCCUUGGGCUGUUGGAGAGCACUUUUUAAAUGUAAGUACCUAGAUAUGGUUAGCCACAGCUACAUUUCUACUAAAAUGAUUAAAAUGUUAAUAUUUUUAGGUUGAAUGUAAUGAUGAAGGAGAAGCCAAUAAAGCUUUCAAAGAGGUAAGGGGAAUUCAUAAACCAAAGAUUGUUUGGUUUUAUUCAGACAGAAAACUAGAAAACUUCAAGGUUAAGAAGAAGUUUACAUGAAAAAUUGUAUGAAGUAGGUGGCAACAGUUGUCUAGGUACAUGCAAUCAUGAGAGCGGGAUGGUCCCACUUCCAUUGGGAAAUACUAAGGGCCUCCUGUUAAGGGAAAAUUUAAAUAUUUUGUGCACCCUAAAAAGUGCAUCUCAGUUUAUUUUGACUGACCAGAAAAAAAAAUUUAGCCGUAAGGAUGUCGCCAUUAUUUAUAGAUACAUUGUUGCACUGUAUUAUAGGACAAAGUAAGCUUCCAGGUGUUAUGCUAGAGCACUACUGUUAUUACUGUAACAAUAUCUGAAUAACAACAUGUACAAUUAUAAUAUAAAGUAAUUCAAUGAAAGCAGUGUUAAUUAUAUUAGAGACCUUUAGAUUCGAUGACGAGGACAACUAUGUGUGCAAAAUUUUCUCUGUACUAAUUAGUAGUGCUCAUGCUUUGGUGGAAACAAGUUGUCAAAUGUUAGAGAUUGUAUCAUUUUGUGAUCAGGAGUGGGCUUAACCUCCUUCAACAGAGUUAACAGUGCUGAUGUUUCUGGUGAAAAUAAGUACAAUGAAGCAUUCUGGGGUCCUGGGGUGUCUAUUUUUUGACAUUAUGCAGAAAAACUUUUAAUCAAAUCUCGUCAUCGUAGUUGUUCUCGUCCUCAAAUCUAAUGGUCUCUAUUAUCUGUUACAUGUACUUUCAUCAAUUCUGUUUUGUAGGCCGUCGCUUUACAAGAACUUCAGCAUCAAGACAAACAUCGUUGUAUUUGUGGAUAUAAAGAAUUUUUUGUAACCUGGGAUAAGGAGGUUCGUGUCUGCUUUGAAGCUCCAAAAUAUUAUGAUUAGGCCUAGUUCUGGUUAUAUUAAUUAAUUCCUUUGUCAGUUAAAUACCAGAAGAUCAGAUAAUUCCCAACCAUUCCAAAUUUCCAGAUAUUGGUGAGGAAUGGCAUGGUAAAGUUAUAUACUGUUAAGAUUUGUGAACAUAUGGUUUGGCGAAACUAGAGACUAAUGUGCCUUAGAACUCUAGUUAAACAUCUCAGAUUAGAAACUUAAGAGGCAUUUACUGACUGAUUGCCUGAGUUGUUUUACCCAUUUUGGAAGCAGAUGGCCAAGUGGUUUAGGGUGCUGUAUUUUAUCAUGGCCCCCUGAGGUUUAAUGUUUGCUUUGGACUUAAACAAAAAUUAAUACUAGUAAAUAUGAUGGGACUGUUCUAAAAUAGGUUCUGGUGGAAUAUUGAUUACAGUUUCAUAUGUUUAGGAGUGUGCCAUGUUUGUGUGCAUUGUGAUGGAUUAUUAUAAGCUAGGUGAGUCAAUUUGUAUACAAAAUUAAUAUUUUAAAUUUAAUUAUCUGUUUUUUUCAUAUGAUAAAUUAUGUAAAUAAGUUGUCAUGUAUUUUUUAGCUUAUUAUCUUGGUUAUUAAUGUUAAUUAAUAACUUUAAUUUGCAGGACUGUUUAAUAAGCCCCUUUUACUUAUUUUACAAAUAAUAAUAGGAGUGAUGUAAAUGGGAGGGUAAUGUGAUUGCCUGAGUUCCUUGGAUAAGAGUUGACUGUAAACCUUUUCGUUGGUUGAUUCUUGGCCGAGGGGUAAAGGCACUUUGGAGUUUGGAGAUGGACUCAACAUGUGUGAGAACAAGCUCUAGUCAUUGCCUUAACUCAUGACUAACUCAAAGUCUCGAGUAAGACUCAGUCAUACAGGGUUCAUAAUUAUUCUCUAUUAUUUUCAACAUUUUAGGUGACCUGGAUAAGGCUCUAAAGCAGAAAAGAGCAAAAGGCGAAGCCAUUCCUGAGCUUGUAAGAAACAUUUUUUACCAUUAUAAUUGAUGUUGAAUUAUGAUUUUCAUAAUACUGAGACCUAUUUCCUCAAAUAAGAGCCAACACUCUGACAUGAACCCUGUAUAAGGCUCAGGGAGCUUAUAAUUCUGGGGAUGUACCUGUUGACUACCCUCACCCCUAGGGUAACAUCUACAUAUAUGAAUUAACCCUUUUAAAGCCCCAGUAUCCACAUACAAAUUCUCCAAACUGAUCUCCAUACAUUUCCUUAAAGAAUUAGUUGAGAGAAUUUUAUAAUAGAUCAAGGUAUUUUCUCUUGGGUGAUCAUUUUUUUUAUUCUCAUAACGUAUCUCUUGACAGUGUAUGGAUAUUGUCAGGAGAAAAUUGAUCUUGGUCACUACUGGGAUUUAAAGGGUUAAAAACUCUGAUCUCAUACCAGGCCAUGCCUUUGGACAAAUUUCUUGCUCCUUGUAGAAAAAUUUAAGGUUUUACAGCCUUUACUGACAGUUUUUGGUAAAUAUCUUUAUAAAAUAAACUCUAACUAAUGCAAGAAGAGAAGAGUCCGGAUGUGAAACUUUCACACUUCCUGAAGAAUCCCAGUUUUGGGGGAAAUUCACUGGGACUGGGAACCUGUAAAAUCUUCUUUAGAACUGUUGGGCUUCUCAUUGAAGAAUCCUUGCACUCUAAGGAGAGAAAUCUCCUGCCUUUGACUCAAAAAAGAUUGGCAAGUGCACCAAACUUCUUGAUUAAAACUAGCAGAUAGGUGGGGUUUGUUAACAUUAUUGCCAAGUUAGUCACAGAAAACAGAAUCAAUUUACAUCUACCUUACUUUUUUAGGUCUUUGUUAUGACAAUAAUUGUCAAUAAUUAGUUAUUAACAAUGUAGUCAGGGUGAAAUUGCUUUGAAUUGACAAUAUUUUUCCUUAUUUGACAGGUUUUAAAAAAGUGGUUUGGACAGAUGGUUGAUGCAUUAGCAUUUGUUCACAGCAAAAGUAUGAUACACAGGUAGAUAAUUAUGCAUGUUUUUGUUUAUACUUUUCAGACAAUUAAGUGCCUAAUUAUCAUUUACAGAUUACUUACGUAAGUCUGAAUAAAACAUUCACUGUAAAGCAUCAAUAAAUACUGAAUAUUACUGCGUUUCUGUAAUUGCUCGUGAAUUCAGGAACUGGAUGAUAGAAAUGAUUCCUUAUUAUAAUUUUUCCUUUUUGUGUUUGCUGUAACUUUGACAGAGAUCUCAAACCAAGUAACAUUUUUCUUGCUGAAGAUGGCAGUAUUUCAGUAGGUAGGUCGGCCAUUCUGAAUCCAACAAACUUGAAAUUUGCAAGAUUAAGAAUGCCAAGUUAUUAAAAUAUUUUUGAUCAUACUGUAAUUUGUUGUCAACAGGUGAUUUUGGUGUUUCCACCAUCAUGGAUGAUGCACGAACUCGCACAAGAACAACAGUAGGUGGGUUUCUUUUAGAAGUUUUAGAUCUGCUAAUAAUGUAUGCAGUUGCGCAUUUAGGGGAGCUGCCCCUCAUACCUGAUACAUAUCUACUUUGAAAAUAUGGCCUUCACAGUGCAUUCCCACUCUUCCUUUGACGGCUGCCAUAAUCUUCACUUCAUUCCAUGAUUUCUGGCCCACGUUUUCACGUUCUUUUUCAAUCAUGUGCCUUGCCCCCCCAUACUCAUCUAAAAAGGAGGCUUAUAGGGCUAAGUUACCAAGAAAAUGAUUAUUUCAGGGGUGAACACUUUGGCCUUGUAACCCAGUCACUAAUAACAAUUCUGUUGAUAAAUGAUAAUUGCAUGAUUGUUUUUUAAAGUUGAUUGUUUUGUUGUCAGGUACUAUGAACUGGAUGGCACCAGAGGUUUUAGAAAGGCCGUAUCCUUUAGUUGUAAAUUAACAGUGAAUUAAAGCAUCUUCCUGCUUCUAGGAUGCUAUUUACUAGUAUUACAAAACUUUCAGCACUUUCCAGGUAUUCAGAUAGUGGAGCACGGUUGAGAAAACAUGAUAGAGCAAGUGAAAAAAGAAGGGAAACUGGAGAGAGCAGUAGAGGAAUGCUAUUUCUUUCACCUGUGCUCCACUAUCUGAGCGCCUGAAACACACACUGCAGGAAAUUGUGUUUCUAAGACUGGCUUUACUUGAAAAUUUGCAAAUUUUUUUGUAUAACAUAUACAUUAUUGAAGUAAUUAUUCAAUCAAUUUCGACUUAUUUUACUGGACAACAAACAAAGCAUUUAGCGCAUUCACCCUCAACUACCGGCAACUGGCCAUGUGAAACCAUGUGACUUGUGAUGUCAUCAAUUGCAACGGUUGUAGACCACUUGAACACUUAACUUGUGCAGGGGGAAGGGAAUCUUUCAAAACCAAGCCAAAUGAGCUCGAUUCAGUCCAUCAGGCCAGAGAAAAAUUUCAAAAAAAUCAUGAAGCUUUGACCAGAAAUUUAAAUGAAAAUCACCUAUACUUAACUUUACGAUCCUCUGGGUUUUCGUUAGUCUGCUACACAGCCGUUUUUAGUGUCGUCAGGCAACGCUCUAGUGGGGAGGAGCGUUGCGUGACGACUCUAAAAACGGCUUUGUAGCAGACUAGGUUUUCGUGAAACAAAGCGUAGUAAUGUGCCAAGCAAAAGAAAACAAGGAGGAGCAUGCGAGAAGAGAGGGCGAAAGAUAAAAGUCUGGGGGUUAAUAGUGCCACUUUUUUGUCCACAUUUUGCCUUCUGCGCGUGUUUGGACUUGGAAAACUUUUUUCUGGCACCUGAAACUAGCCAGUGUAAUGCUAGUGAAUUGAUUUGGUUCUUUGGGGGACAGCUAGUGACCAGAAAACGUCUCGAUUAUCUUCAAACAACGCUUUUUGGCAAAAUGGUCGGGGCAAAUGGAUAAAUAAUUCAUGUCCAGGUGUUAAACAUGUGUACGUGUUGUAUUCGUAAAAUAUUUUUUCUUUUCCUGAAAGAAGCUAAGUGAUUUUGGAAAUGCCUCUUUAUAGAUAUGGAAAGGUUUAUCCAAUUUUCACACUUUUGACAAUAUUUUUAUUUGAUUUGUACAUGGAUUUUGAAUAUGUGGUAGUCACUGGGUAGUGUCAAGUUUCAGCAAUUUUUUUGUGUGGCCAUUUGAAAAGUUGAUAUUAUUUCUACCUUAAAAUGUACAAUUAUUCUUAACGUUCUUAAGAUAUGAUGAACGGAGCGAUGUCUGGUCAUUAGGGUGUAUACUUCUUGAAUUGGCCACUUGUGGAUUUUUAGAUGUGAGUUUAAUGGCCCACAUAGCUGGCGGUUUGUUUGGCGAGAGGGGAAAAACUGCGAAAACUGCCGCAAUAAAAAAAAACUCAACGGUUUCUUGUUGUUUCCUGCCCAAUUUUCCGCGCGGCUUCGCCGCUCAUUUGCGCGCUCGACAAACAAAACCUCCAGCUAUGAAGGCUAUGAGUCUUAGUAAGGUUCACUGUGUACUACCGCCUGGAUGGCAGUUUUCCUAUUUUUGUCUUACGAUAGAUCACGAAGCAGAAACUGAAGAAGACGAAAAAUGUCUUUGCAUAUUUCUUUCUCUAGAACGCUCAUACUGAAUUUAACAUACACGGCAUGUAGCCGUGCCGUUUUAAGUAGGCCUUGCAGAAAACAGUUAGCCGCUGCCAUGACUGACCAUCCCCCUAACCCAUGCAGCCAUGAACCUCUAACAGAGAUGUUGAGGCACCAGUGACACUGUGUUAACAGGCAGUGGACUAAAAAGGGAAAGGAUUCAUUGGGAAGAGACUAGCGGAGAUGUCCCGCAGAAAAAACUGCCAUACACGCACACUGAAAUACUCUUAGCCCGCUAAUGCAUUCCUAUUUCCAGCAAUCGCUUUUCUCUGCCCAAAGGUGGAUAGAUGAGAAAGCCGAAAAUACGUCCCCAUUUGCACGGAAAAUACCCUUCGUGAUUCAAUGAGGAGUUUUCAGAACGUGCGAUAGUAUUCCGCUAUCGCUGAGCACUAAAACAUACGGGCUUUCAGUUACAUUACAGUUAACUGCGUUUAAAAAUGUAAUGAUCCUUUUACGACACAAACUUAAGUCUCAUUGUUUUGGAUGUAACUGACUCUAGUAAAAGUGAGCCUUUCUGGUAUUAAGAAACAUAAUCCCUGACGUAUAUCAUCUUAUUAUAUAAGAUAAUUAUAUCAAAAGUGUUAUUUUCACUAUUUCUUUACGUUUAAAGCAAUCGCAGAUAUCAUCCAAGUUGUUUCAGAUCAAGAGUUCUCCUCAGGAACUGGAGGAAGUACUUAAAGACAUUGGAAAGGUUUGUGUUUGCUCGUCAGCUAGUCCAGUCCCUGAUAAAUGCAGUUAUUAGCUCCAUUAGCUGGAUGCGUAACAGACUGCGGAGCGGUGGGUCUUAGUUUAAUUUCCGGCCGGAACAAUACACAGGGCUUUCAAAUGACUAAGUAGAAUGUGCUGCCGUUGCCUCAAAUCUGUAAUGGUUGAACAUGCUAGUCUUCUCGGAUAAGGACGAAAACUCGCGGACGCCGUCUUACACUGAGCAAUCACUCACCUCUCCGAUCUGCCUGAAAGGAAACGCUGUUUCCUUACCUUUCUUCCCCACCCCUCCCCGUUCUUUUACUCGCGCCAUUUUUCGCGCGGUUUCGUUCCUCGUUGUACUCCGAAACCGCACGGAAACGCUUGCUACGCAGGCUACAUAGUUUGGUACGUCAUACUUAUUUGCGAUAGCUGAAAUACUAGUCCCACCCUUAUUCUUGCAGUAAAAAAAGCUUUUUCACGAGAAAUGUUGCAAUUAAGGUGCUCUCUUAUUAAUUAAUGUCUCUUUCCGAAACAAACUUUAAAACCGGUGGCAAUAUAACUGAUGCAUUUCUGUCAAUUUUCGACUUGUCUGACUUGACUGUACAUGUAGUGUACUGUUGUAGACUGAAACAGUAUGAAAAUUUAACACGAGUGGCUGGCGCAAGUUUCAGAAAACAGUUCCGCGUAGGAAGCUUACCAACUUCAUUCCAAGCUGAGACGUUUGAAGUGACUCAUGCUUGUUUAUUUUACCUAACUUUAGAAUUAUACACUUUUUUUCUCGUAGACAUAUGCAAAAGAUUUGUGCCAAACUAUUCGCCUCAUGCUAAGAAGAAACUUUCAACAACGCCCCACAAUGAAGUGAGUAUAAAACUUUUAUUAAGAUGGGAUGAGAAAGCUUUGUGAUGUCGUGCGCGUAUUUUGCAAUUUAUUUCAUAACUAAAUCUUUGCCAAAAGUGCGCGCUGUAGUGCACUCUCGUUGAUUACUUCGAGGUCACAUAACAGAGAGCUUUAGAUUCUGAGACGAGGACGACUACAAGCUAAGUACGAGACUGUAGUGCUCUUGCGUGAGCCAACGUUAUUUUGGCGGGAAAACGUGAUAGCCCUCGUCAUUCCUAUUACGAGUGUUAGAAUAUCGUAAUAGUGGCGGGACAAGUUAUCAAAUUUGAGAAGUUUAAUCAUUUUGCGACCGGGAAAGGGCUAAACCUUCUCCAAUAAAAAUAACCGCACUAAUUUUCAGCUGAAAAUAGCGCAAUAAAACUUUCCAGGUUGAAAAUUUUUCUAGAAUACGCAAAAAAAACUUUCAGUUAAUUCUCGUACUCGUAGUCCGUCUCGUCCUCAAAUCUAAAGCUCUCAAAUAUCUAACAAACUCGAGUUGUUCCCGCCAAGAGUUUCUGAGCGGGUAUCUAUGACGUCAGAGGGUAAUAAUAAACACUUAAUGACUGGUCCCGAGGGAAACAGUUAAUUUUGUUUCUCGAGAAUCUCAAUUAGUACUUUCCAUGCAACCAAAACGUCUGGUUUGAAUUUUCGGCAACUCCCAGCUGUAGAGAAAGGAACAGCAUUUCCCAAAUUCCCAAAAAAGAGGACAACCUUGCGAGGUAUACCCUACCCUGGGUACCAGAGGUUUUUCUCGCGGCCCUAGGCCUAAGAUGUGUCUCGCGUACGGCAGGGAUUUUCGGUGUUGGCAGAAGGCCGACACAUCUUCGGCCGUAGGCCGAAGCCACGAGCGGCGAAGCCGCGAGAAAAAACCUCUGGCACGGAGCAGUGCUUUUUACCCUCCCUGUUGACUUUUGAGCUUUUUAUCGGAUUACGUCAAUCAGAUUGGAAGUCUCCAACUGUGAUCAUGUGGACCACGUGAAGAAAUGUCCAUUAUCCUCAGAAAAACAAGCUGGAGUUUAAAAUUCAUUGCUUUAAGAGAAGUCGUGACCGAAUCACAUAGUUGAUGCAGCUUCAAUUUAAGCUGCAAUCCAUUCUUCGAGAUUUUGGAUCACUGGAUCUGAAAAUCACUAUCCGUGAGAAUUUAACAUCCUGCUAAAAACGCUAACGAGCUGGGCCCAGCGUGACAGAACAUUGCAGGAAACCGUCACAUUCACGGACAAUAAGAAAAUCGCUUAUAAUUAUGCAGAUCCAGUACUUUGGAGAAAACAAACAACCUAAAACCCUUAUUUAGCCACAAUGAAGAGUUUAACAUUUCAAAAGAGUUCAAAGAAAAUGCUCUUGCAUAAGAGGGCAAAUCAUGCCGACCAGAGACAAUAACCGCAGAAAAUCAAUACCCGGUAUGCGUGUCACGACCUCUCGGUAUGAAAUAAGCAGGAAAAAUCAAAUUUGCCCAGUCAAAACGCUUCCCUCCAGAACAUAAUCUACCCGUCAGAGAUAAAUAAAUUCAUUGGAACAAGCAGCAUUUUGGCAUGAGGUAAAAGUCGUGUGUUGCCUAUCGACCCCCUGUUUAUACUAAAAAUACUUGUUUUGUUUAUAUAUCUCCAAUCCAUCAAUACAAAUUAUUUCAAAACGUGUUGUAAUCGUUUGAAAAAGGAAAUUACUAAAUCUUAAAUCGUAUUAAUGCAAAAGUUGAAUGUGAUAAAAACUUAAUUGCGUUGAAUAAAAUUAAAUACCCCACUUGUUUGCUUUUAGCUUAACUUGUCUACACCGUCAAACCCUUCUAGUACAUUUAUUAUGCUUUUUCCUUCAAUGCUCUUUCAAAACUUUCCGAAGCCACCAUCACAACUCUUCUCACAGGUACAAUUACGUCAUGUCAAACAGCACAGUUCGAAAUAUUCUUUCACGCGCUGGUCUAUUCUUGUCAACCAAUUGUAGCGUCUGUUAGAUUCAAAGUCCCUCAGGUGGUCGUUAGUAGCCAAUCAGCCGUCUUGUCCAAAAUCUAGACCAACUGAUUUAACCGUGCUAACGAUUGGAUCGGCGCCAUCAAAGCAAUAGCGCUCUGCUCCAGAGGCUUUUCGCGCUGGUACUAUAAAGACUUGACAGAAACCGGAAACCGCGCUAGAAAAGCCUCUGGCACCCAGGGUAGGUAUACCCAAAUUGUCCAAAAAAUUUUCCAGGAUUUUUUUUUCCAGUCAACUUUGCUCUCGUAAUUUCUAGAAUUUUCGGUUGAAUGGUUCGCAUUUCGGAAAUAAAACAGUUUUCGGAAUUUCUGGAAACUUUUCCGGGAAAUUUCUGUACCAUUUGCCGCUGUUUCCAAAUUUUCGAAAGUUUUGAUUGAAUGGGAAGCGCCCAAUGUUUCCCGAGGCGGAGCUUGCGCACUACUUAGUAUUGAGAAAAUCUCGUUCGCGUAGUCGUCCUCGUUUUAGAACCUAAAGUUCUCUAAUUUGUCCGUCGGAACCAGUCGUUAGGGAAAUUAAGCAACGACGACGGCGACAGCAACGAGAACGGCAAAAACCCAAAGGUUUAGAUUGGCAAAACAACAACUUUGCACGUGCAUCACGCUUUUUAGUACAUUUCUUUACCGUCGCUGCACGACUACAACGUGAAACUGCCUAAUUUCACGUUUUGUUGAGGACGGGAACACAAGACAACGAUUUUCUUUUUCUUUUCCUGAACUUAGAUACAGUCGUUUAGAAUUCAACUCCAGAAAAAUAUGCCAGCAUUUAACGAAUUGAACGAGAUGUAAUAAGCGCGACAAAGUUUGAAGCGGUGUGAAUUCACUUUUUAAGUGACGUUUUUGUAGCUGUCGCCGUCGUUGUUGCUUAAGCUCCCUAUUGAGUGCUUCUGAUUUUCACUCACAGAAGUUCUUUUAUGAAGAAGUGCACCUCUCUUGAUGUGUCCUUUGGAAAUCAUCUUUUCUGUACUUCACCGUGUGUUGUAUUGCGCGUGAAGGUGCAGAAUGACCAAAUCUGAAUAGAGUGGUUUUCGUUUGAGUGUCGUAAAACCAAAACCAAAGUAAUUACUCUGGCCAAUCACAUAGGACACAGACAAUACAUUGAACCAAUCAAAACUCGAAGUAAUUACAUGUGGCGGACGCAAAGCGCGGGAAAAUGCAUGCGAGCGCGUCACAAUUGGCUUUGGUUUUACUUCUGAUUGGAUGAAAAGGUGGCGCGAAUCUUUUAAGCCAAUCGAAUCGUGUAGAAAGUGCAAAACCAAUUACUUUUCGACACUCAAAUGAAAACCGCUCUAAUGUGCUUGUUUGUCUUGAUUCCAGUUGAUCAUUCAACAAUUUACUUUUUCUGCAAUUCAUGGAAAUUGAAACUGAUCAAACGUGACGUGUGGAACAGUGGAAUACAAAGUCGACAUGAAUUUGACGUGAAUGUUUUAUGUUGUGGAUUUUGUGACCUAUUUAAAACUAUUUUUAACAGCGUCGUGCUUUAAAAUUUACAUUAUUUCGUGCGAACCCAGCCCGUGUACUAGGCUGAUAGGAACUUUUCUAUACAUUCAGAGAAUUAGCUGAGUUACCAUAUGUGAAGAGCUGUAUUGCACUGGGUGAUAAUAAACCUAACAAUGCCGCUACCAAAGGAAGUUCAGCAUCUCCCAGUAAAGGCGUCAAAGGAGCCAAAAAGGAAAGUAAGUGACUGUGGGUUGUUGAAUAACUAGGCAAUGCAGCUUGAAAAGCUGUGCUUUGCGUAAAUUUCACAUGACAGAUGGUCAAAACACGCGUGAUUAGAUUACGAGUGAUCAAAGGUCCAAACGCGCGUGAUCGAAUUGCAUUAUGUGCAUUCCCUUCAUUCUUAGUGGAAGCCCAACCGAAUGCUGGCUACAUACAUACAACGCAUGCGUAAUAACAACCUGGAGAUUAGGAUUGCGGGCUCCUCUUGUCGCCCGCAAAAAAUUGUAAGAAUACGAAAUGAUUUACACAAAUGGUGAUAUACUUUACAUAUAGAGGGGAUGUGAUCCACUUCCGUGCAAACACCCUGCUCGGGGUGUCGACUUAGUGUCCGUAGACUUCUAAAUUCUGACUGGACUCGGUAAUACAGGGGUGCGAGAGGAAUUUUUUUUGAGCAUUAGUAUUAAGUCAGAAUUGAGGUUGAUUUCCACUGACGCGUUUUUGGCUACUCAAUCUGCUCGCAUAUUAGAACUUGGCAACGAGCCAAACAAAGUGACUCAAGAUAUUCUGAAAUUCUUAGCCUCUGAUGUAGUCAGUACCGCUUUGCUUUCACAUUGAACAAUACAGUCGACUAGCAGCCUGUAGAAGUAAUAACAGUACUUUCUAGUUGAGACUGUAGUUUUUGGCUGGUAGUUGAGUGUUUGGCCUCUCUUCAGUAAAGCUGAAAAAUAUGUAACAGGGUCUUGCCGUUACCUCUGCUAGUUGCAAGCGAGUGUGCACAAGCAUUCGAUAUCGCCACAAAUGCAGCUGCACACACAAUUUUCCUUUCUUUUAUUCGCAGCUGUAAAGCCCGUACCUAAGGACAAAGGUGUUUUAAAAGUUCUUGGUAAGCAUUUUAGAUUUUUACUUGUACUGUAUGUUUUAAAAUCCAAUGCAGGGAUAAUAGACAAAAGAAGGAGUUUGCUACAAACCGGAGCGAGCAAUUCGUAUUAAUCCGUUUCACGGAGUUAAUCUAUUUUAGGCUGAUUUUGACCAGUAUCUAGGCCAUCGCAUGAUUUCCUCAAACUACCUAGCAAAAGGCACUGACCGGAAAACGGUAGUACCCUGCCAUUUUCAUAUUUUACACUUCGGAUGUGCUCCCUUAUGCGGAGCGGAAGUUCCCUUUUCGAGGAAACAAGUACUCUAAAAUGUCUCAGUUGACUGGUUUGUGAAAACGCCUUGGCAUAGGCCUAGUAUGGAAGUCAAAGUGUCUUCAGUAAAAUAAGAUGAUCGAGAAGGCUAUUCCGUGACAUGAGAGCUUCUCUGAGGCAGUUAUCUUGGUAAAUACAAGGAGGCCGACUCGGUUGAUCUUUACUUCGUGCAAGCCAACGAAGCACCACAACUUUUUAUGAAACUGAAAGUGGGACAGCUGCUGACAUGACACUAGCACCGAGCAAAACGCUUAGUAACAGCAUCCGCGAACGCAGUUCAGAGCACAUGGAAUAGAAGUAGUAAACCUUUAUUUAACUAGGUAAUCCCUUCAGAAUACUUAAAAGUAUAUCUGUUAUCAAUAGGAGCCCUAAAUUAAGACUAAUAAAAAAAGUUCAAAAUAAAUAAUAAGAAACUAAGUAACUAUAAGUUAAUAAUAGUACAGUAUAACAAUUAAAACUAAUUCUUAUUUACUAAAUAAUUAUUAUACACAACUGAGCCAUUAUAAUAAAAACUUUUCUUGGCGGUCUCAGUUCUUACUGCAGGAACGUAUAUAAAAUUGCUUCUUCUUGUUUCUCUUGAAAUAACUUCCUUAUUCAACUUAAAAUAAUUCUUUAAAAACUGUGGUACAUUAUUAUUUAAACACCUCUUCACUAAACCUAAAAUAUGAGCGUUACGGCGAUCUUCUAAACUCUGAAAUUUAAGAUAGUCGGUGGAUGUUGUACCACAUUUAGAUUUAACUAUAAUUUUCGAGGCCCGCCUUUGCAAAGAUUCAAGACUUUCCAUAUCUGCUUUAUUGCAGCUGGACCAAACAACAUCGCAAUAAUCAAAAAUGGGCAAAAUUAAUGAAUUAUACAUCUCGAAAGCUGCAUGUAUAGUGAUAUUCCUUCUAAGGCGCCCUAAGACACCAACUCUUUUACCAACCUUAGAAAUAACAUAACAUAGAGGUUUUUUCCCUCCAGAAUUAUGGCAAUUUUAGUUAUUUCUUGGUCUUCAUGAUAACUGGGCCUCAAAGUCUCCUUUAAAGGAAAAAGGUCUUUUGAUUUCUGCUGAUGGAAUCGAGGCAAAGAGGGCUAAUUAACGUGAUUAACAUGUGUAUAAAAGAAAGAUGUAUCUUGGUGCAUGCUGGCCUGUUGAUGCCGCUGGUCUGGCCACGGAUAGGAACGCUGGCCCUCAUUUGAUAACUCCGUUUAAUUGCAUUGAACUGCUUUAGAUUUAAUUAUUGCACUCUAUUUAUCCACUUUGUAUCCUUUGGUGUAGAGUACAUGAAGGAAAACAAAGACAGUGUUGCUUGUCAGGUAAAAAAUCUUUUUUCGCUUAAAGUUACUAAUUUACCCUUGGUAGUAAAAAGGCCAUUUGGAUGAUGACGUCAUUUUAUUACCACGACCAGAAUCCUUCAUGGUUUUGCUUUCUUGUGUAAAUGAGGGCUUUUGUUAUUUAAACCUCACCGAGAUUACCAAAUUUAAAUAUGAAUGGAAAACGAAAAGGAUUGUGGUCUUAGUACUAAAACUGAAUGCCGCCAUCGUGCAAAUGACCUGUUGAGAAGGUAUGGUGAAUACUUCUUGAUCAAAUCCAACUUGUCUUUGUUCGUCAGGUUCAAGCACUUAAGUACCUUGAACAGCUCACCAGAAAGCAAGGUAAAUAUUUCCGUAUGAUAGCUUCAGUCUACUUUUUUUUAAAGAAAAGUCAGAGCUAUUACAAAAUAGUUUUGAAGAGUAGCAAUUAAGUCGUCCUUUUUGCCCACUUUUUGAUUUACUUCAAACUUAUGAAAGAAAGUAAUGGUAAAAGAGAGAAAUAAAAAUACUCAAAGGUGUUACUGAAGGAAGGAUGAAAAUAACAGAGCAAAGAACGAUCCAUUCUGACCACCAUUUUUUGUUGGCCCCCAGAUUGCACUGUGGUAGUUGUUAUGCAAGAAUGCCAACUAUCAGUACAUCCUGGUUAAUUCUUUUGAUGCGCCUCUUUAUUAACAAAAUGUCAACUGACUGUUAUUUUAUUUUGUUUUAGAUGUGACAUUAAGAAAAAAAGACAAACUACAGAUUGCAGAGACGAUGAAGAAGGAAAACAAAAAGCCGGAGCCUUCUAAAGAUGUUCAUCUUCAAGCUCUCAAGAUAUUCAUUAAUCUUUUCCCUAAAGGUACUGUGUAAAUCUGUUUCAGAUAUUUUUAAAUAGUUUUUAAAUGUCCUAUUUUAUAGCUUAUAUCUGUUUUAUCUUUUUAUUUAGGGAAACGUCAUAACGUCAAACUCUAGUUUUCCUUUUCAAGAUUUUUUAAUAACUUUUAUUUUCCUCAUCUUGAAUAAAUACGUUUUUAAUAUGUUAUGUUAUGUUAAGGGUAUGGAGCAUUCAGAAUGUGUGACUGUCUGAAUGACAGUUUAGAGGGUUUUGAUUAUUAUUAUUAUUAUUAUUAUUAUUAUUAUUAUUAUUAUUAUUUAGUCUGGUAUUGCUUAUAGUUAUACUUAAUUAAUUUUCCUUUUUAUGCGGUUUAAGCAAGCACAUCAGUUUUUUUGAAUUUAUUAAUUUAUUCAGUCACAAUUUGUGAACAAAAAAACAUGCCCCAACAUAAACUGCGUUCUUUUUAUCUUUGAUGUUUGCCGGCUUUCAUAACCAGUCUUCUCUACUAACUAUGGUAAGAGAGCAAUAUUGGGACACAAGAAGCUGGAAGAGUGUGAAGAGAACAGCAUUAUCACUAGAAAUUUUGUUUCAAAGAGAUUCACUUAAUUACGGUUCUUUUCUCUAGCAUCACCGGUAAUCAUAUCAGAUUAUAUAAGCUGGAGGUAGAGCUAUUUUUAAGCAUUUAAGAUGCUUUUGAUGUUUCUUUUUUAACUUGUUUUUCGACUUUGUUCCCUCCCCCUUAGCUGAUGACAACGAUGUCAUGUUUACAGAGGAGAUAAUCCGCGAAGUUCUAGCUGCCAUGAAAGUACGUAUACAACGUUUUCAUCAGGGUUCUUUAGACUUUUUUUCGAAAACAGAACUAAUGGUACCGCACUUCCAUAUGUUUAUUCAAGUUGUCAAUUAGUGGACUCGUCUUAAAGAACUGCAUCUUACUAAAAUGGACCCCAGCUACCGUUCUUUGCUCACUUUGUUUUACUAUGAACUGUACAAGUUAGACAGCUCUUUCACUCUGUAGAUCCUGGAGUGAAUGAUGUAGUCAUAGUAACGAACAAUGUAUUCACCUUAGAAUAAGAUGAUUGUUUUAAAAGACAGUCUCUUCUGUUCCUCAACAGUCACAUGCAGCCUCUUCAGAACUACAGGCCUGUGGUUGUCAGUUAUUAAUGGCAUUAUCAGCUGAUGGUGAGUAUACUGGCGCUGAUCGUAAAUUUUUAAUUUACAAUACACUGUAAUUCAAAAUCUUUUGUUUUUCAGGCGCGAAGCGCCGAAGUGAGAUUCUCGUGAGAAGCGUGAGAGCCUCUGCAUGUUGACACCCUUGCUCCAGAUCUUUAGUUUGAUUGCUCGUGAAUUCUUGAAACACUCGAAAACACGGGCUGUUUAGUUUUCAGUCUAAAUCUAGAAUAUGAAUGUGACCACUAAACGAAGUGAAAGCAACUGAUUUAGCGUUACUCACGUAUGUUACUGAAAAGAACUCUCUGUCCAAACCAAGGUAUUUUGUCUACGCACCGAUUACUCAAAAGGAACUUUUCUUACAGCUUCCAGGAGGACAGAGAUCACUUCAGGGUUUAAAUAUAGUUGAAUUUUGAAGGAAAGUAAGCGUUCUUCUGAUAACAAAUGUUAGGUACAGCAUGUUGGAAAUCCAUAAACAAAGGUUUGUUGAUAUAUUUGAAAAUGGUAUCCUGAUGAGCCCGAAACGUUCGAUUUCAUCGCUUAGUAUUACUUGCUUACGUUGGCAAUCUUAGGUAUUUAAUUGAACUUGUAUUAAAAUUGUAGCCCCACUGACUGACUCUUCGUUAUUUUAGAGGCCGCUGGGGACAUAAUCGGUCGCUUUGGUGGAGUUCAAGACUUGUUAGCAGCGUUACGAGCGUUUCCAGAUAACAAAGUCAUUGCAUCACAUUGCUGCGGUGCGUUGUGGAGUCUGGCUGUUUCUGGUAUGUCUCCGUUAGAAACGUUGAGGUCCGUAAAGAUAAUAGAGGGAGCUUAAGUAGCCACAACGACGACGGCCGCAAAAAUCUCAACAAAAAGAUAAAUUUGCGUUCUUUCAACCUUAAUCGCGUUUAUUUAGCAUCGGUCAAUUCUUCAAAUGUUAGAGAAUUUUUCUGGAGUUGAAUUCAGAGUCUUAAGAACUGUAUCUAAGUCAAUAAAGAUAAACGUAAAUUUGUCUUGAUGUGUUCACGCUCUCCAUUAAAGGUCGAAUAAAGAAGGUAUACGUCUUAGUCGUACAGUGAACGUCAAAGAGAUGAGCAGUCGAAUUCGGUGUUAAUACAGCCACAGGUGGGGACCAUAGAGUGUUCGUAUUAAAAGCGGGUCUUGUUAUCCAAGUCAAAAGGCACCUUGUGUUGAAACAAAAUACAAAAAAAAUUUUACAUCCUCUUAUCAAGCUUCCAAUUAGUGAAAGAGCAAAAUAAUAACAAUAAUAAUAAUGCUUAUCUAUUGACUUUAUCCCGAUAUUCUCUGUUCCAAAAAACCUUCACGAGGGUUCCCAAUACGGUUCUUCAAUCCCUAAAUCCCAGCCUAAAAUUUCGUGCAAUCCCGUAAUCCCUAGGGUUAUUUUUGGCAUCCCACCUCUCAAGCAUGCUUUCAAUCCCGAAUCUUGCCCCGAUUUUGCUUUCAAAUCCCGCAUCCCGGGCUUCAAAUCAGUAAAGGAAAUCCCGGUUACCGAAAAAACCUAUUGGGCACCCCCCUUGAAGUAUGGUUCAUCCCGCCGCAGUUCUGCACUGAUCUUGACGGCUGAACUGAUUCCCUUGUCUAGAGGCAAACUGUAAGAUUGUGACAGAAGAGCGUGGACUGGAAGACAUCUGUCUUGCUAUGGGAAGACACAACUCAGAUGUGGAGCUGGUGGAGGCAGCCUGUUCAGCCCUGUGGUCUCUUUCUAUGGAAGGUAAGACGGUCUAACUUAACCUGAAGUAAAAUAUUCACAAAUACCGGCAGGACGGUGGUGAAAUUUGAAAGUUUAGCAGCAACAAUAACCUUUUUUGUUUCCAGAGUUGUCAAUAACUUGAUAUAAUACUCAAAUUAAAAAUACUUAGAGUAGCUGGUCUGUCAAAGUGACUAUAAAGCUAAACUAGUUGGGUGACCAAAAGUGACUAAAUACUGCUUGAAAACCACAAACAUAAAUGCACUUCUUACUUAUUUCCCACUGUGAGACAACUAAAAUUAACUUAACUUUUUUAAUUUACACACUUGGAUUAAUGGUAGAUUUUACAGAACAAACACAUUGAUAAUACACACUCAAGGCUGCUGCCUAAGAAAUUUUUUUGGGAACCCUUCGGGCUCCUAAAAUAAAAAGCUAAGAGCCCGAGCCACAUUCCUAGGAGGCAAUUAAUCGAUAAUCUUGCUACAUGUAUAAAAUAACGUAGUAAAUUACAGAGAGGAAAUGGCAAAAUGCAUCAAUUAUUAUUAGAAGUUGGUAGAAAUUAAUAGAAUAUGAAUUACGUGGAUAGAAUUUUAAAUCUGUUAUCGCUACACCAAAAAAGCGACACAUUGUUGGUAUCUGCGUUUAACAUCGAAGAACCGCUUACCGCGUUUUGUUGUGUCGCUGAAAUUCGUGUUCGAGAUCGACCCUGUAGAAAUGCGUGUCCAGUGCUUUUACUCAGUGAUCAUGACGAACUAGAAACUGGACUCAACUAGUUUACUCAUAUCCUGGCCUCUUCUUUUCAGAGGACAAUCUGGAACCGAUGGAGGAUCUCAGUGUUAUAGAUCUACUCGUCGAUGCCAUCAAAAUGCACAAAAAGGUCAGUAAACACAGCCUAAAUUUACUGUGCCAAAUAAUCAUGCUUGUAUACAUUGCUUAUAAAAUAUUCCUUGAAGGGCUUUGGCGGCACCAAAUGCACCAGUGACGCCCCUUUUCGGUGGACAGGGUUGUUUGAUCUUUUGGUUUUAUUCCUGAUUUCAACUUCUGGGUCUUUUGGUCACUGGAUCCCCAGGUCUCCGGGUUCAUGGGCCUCUCAAGCCUGCUUAGCGGGCGCUAAAAAGGGAAGGACUGAGAGGGGAAGAAAAACGCCAAUCCCCGGUGGGGGCCGGCGCCCAAGGUGGUCCACUUUGACCGGUCUGGUGGGACCGAAAUGUCCCUUUCCAUUUGACAAAAUUGUUGUCCCCAGUACCACCCUUUUGUAUCCUGCUUAUAAGAACAAUAACCACACGUGCGGUGGCUUGGGACGGGUCUGUGCAACCGGAAUGUACCGUUCCAUUGGGCUUGGGCACGUGAAAUUUCCGAAAUUUCAAACCGGAAUUUUUGUUGAUUGGAAAGCGCCCUAGGUCUCCGAAUCUCUUGUUCUCUGGAUUUGUAAGUUUUCGGGUCUCUGGUUUCUGGGUUUUGCGUCGAGAAAGCUAUUUUCUACUAACGCGUCGUUUUCUAUGCUUUAAUAGGAGGCAAAGGUCAUAAAGAAUGCUUGCAUGGCCUUGGCAAGUAUUGUAGAGGCUCGAGGUGAGGAUUAAUUAAUUAUUAUCAUAGGAAGAGUUUUAGACCCUGUCCUCUAAAUUACUGACCGCAGCUCGAAAUUCUUGUUAUUUUAAAAGUUCCGUUGAGAUGAUGCUUUACUUUGUUUACAAAUUUCCUUUUACUUCUUCAGAGGUGUGCGCUUACCAGCUACUCAAGGCCGAGGGAGUAGAGAGCAUCAUCACUGCCUACAAGUAAGUCAAUGCUCUCUGUCUGUUGAGUUGUUUUAUGCUCAUAUAGUGCAUCCUUCAAUAAAGGACUUUAUUGCAGCUGUCUUCGUUACAACGUGUUCUUUUCCGAAAUAGGAUUACUCGUAGCCUGCGAAAACAGCCGUCUCUCCUCAAUCGCUCCUCGCUGCUAGGGACUUUUCGCCAGCGUUUCGACAGGGACGAUGAGAGACGGUUGUUUUGCAAGCUAAGCGUUGCUAGUGAUGAGGAGCGAGAAGAGAGGGCUCCUUUUGCAGGUUAGAUAACGCGCUAAAACUCGCCAAUUCCAACUGAAGCUACAGAAGAGCUUCUUGACAGUAGCGAAAUUGAUGCUUUGGUUAACGGGAAUGCCGUAGCUUCAGAAAACGCAGUUAUUUACAAUUUUUGCCUCCUGAAUAUCUAUCUAACCGCCUCACUUCUUUCUUAUUGUUAAGUACCGGUAACAUCAAAGAAAACGACGAAGUUGUUGAAAACAUUUGCAUCCUCUUCUCUGAGCUUGUAGACUACGGUAAGUUAAUAUACUUGUGUACUGUGUUUUUAAUUUCCUUGUAAAUUAAAUUGGGGAAAGGUUUGUUGCCUCAGUUGACAUCGUAAGCCACAGACUGUCUUCAUUUCCCAGUAGUAAGGAACACAUUUUGCACUGUUGACUUUUUGAAAGUUGGAAAGUUUAAAUCCUCAUAAAUUAUUGUCUCAAAUUUUGUUUUAGCUAUGACUGAUUGGAUAACAGUACUUCGUGUCGUCCAGUUUUAUCUGCAGUCAUAUACGCGAUUAAACAAAUGGGAUUCCCCCGAUUUUGUUUAACUACUCCUAUAAUAAUUACAGACAGAACUGUUCUCCACUCAGUCAGUAGAUUACCUAUAUUUAUCACUCACAGCACAAGUACUAAUACUUUUUGUUUCCUUUUACUAGAGGACAUCAAAGAGGAAAUGAAACUUAACAAAAACAUCACUAGCUUGCUCUCGGAAGCCAAGACAAAGUUCUCGGAUGAUGAGCACGAGGUAAAACUGUACUUUCCUGAGUGUUUUCUUUGUCUUUCGUCGUUUGUUACUUUUGUAAGUUCUCAAACCAAGAAUAGAAACCUGUAG
This is a messenger RNA of Porites evermanni, 21877 nucleotides long. The record is from the annotation of a GenBank genome assembly. NCBI's taxonomy places the organism in Eukaryota, Metazoa, Cnidaria, Anthozoa, Scleractinia, Poritidae.